Planococcus citri (citrus mealybug) is the source of this 1302-nucleotide messenger RNA. RefSeq lists its product as uncharacterized. The coding region runs from base 397 to 1065 and encodes 222 amino acids. The transcript has 5 exons. The record is from RefSeq and is a predicted model, not a curated record. Lineage: Eukaryota; Metazoa; Arthropoda; Insecta; Hemiptera; Pseudococcidae.
CAGUGCCAGUCGCUCGAGGUCUCGUCUCGUAAUUCCUGGAAGUCGAAUCGUUGCUAUUGCAUCACAUGACAAUUCCAUAUUCAUAAUCGUCAUUCGUCGGUUCAGUCGGUUGUGCGCUCAUGACUCAUGUAUAGUAUCGUGGUCUUGGAGUCUUGGCGAGUCUUGGUAAAAAAUGCUUUACCCCCACUUUCCAUUUCGUCUUUCAGUGAUUCGGUAUUCGGUUCGUUGUGUUUAACAGAACAGACGAACAGACGGAAAAAGUUGAAUUUGGAUAGCAGAUUGAAUUGAUUGUUUUCAUCAGAAAUUGUUUUUUCUCAACACUUGGUCUUCGUCUCACCAUCUGUAGCGUCUUAAGUUUUCGCAUAUUCAGUCGUGGAAAAUCUACUUUCAUUCAAAAUGGUUUUAAAAAAAGUGUGUUGUACAUCAUUGCGAAUGGGCAGUCUGGUUUUACUCUAUAUUCACCUGAUCAACUGUGUUUGCAGCAGCGUGUUGUCUGUUUUGGUGUCCGCUGUGGGCAAUCCUACUGUCGAUAAGUUCAUAAGUGAAAAUGCUGCAUUGUUUUACUCGGAUUUGUUUCUAUCGAUAGUAGGAGGAUUGAUUAUCUUGGCAACCAUCGUAUCUAUUACUAAAAAAACACCCUCCAAUUCUUUGUUGAUCGCGACCAUGUCAUUUUUAAUCCUGGGAGUGAUCUAUUGCGUUUAUGCGAUGGUACUAGUCAAUUUGAACGAUCCUUUUAAGAAACUUUACCAAGAGAUUGUGUACGAGAAUGCGCAGACACUCAUAGAGAAUCCGAAGGGUCGAGAAAGAUAUGUGAAAUAUAUGGAUGGAUUGUAUGGAUCGGUUCUGUCUUCUAUCUACCUCUCUCUGUUGUGUGAAAUUGCUUUCAUUCUCUAUUCAGUUCUGGUUUUCUACAGCUAUAUGGUUGAGAUAAAAGAAAAUAUUGCAAACGAUGUGCGAUUUGGAAAAAACAAUUCUGAAGAAGGUUACAGUCGUGUAGCUCCACCUUAUACUUCGCAGUAUGACACCCAACUGACCCAACGUCCCCAGUACUCCGUCAAUGUCUAACUUAAAAAGUGAUCGUCCACUUUUUACAAAAAAGUGACAAAUCGAUUUAUGUUUGGAAGCGUUUAAUUUUGUAAAAUUAUACCUAAUUGUAAGUAAGUUGAUUAAUGAUUAUUUACUCGUUUUUUUUUAAUUUUUAAAAACAUUUUUAUGAAAAGAAAUCCAUAGGUAUAAGUACUUUCAUUAAUGAUCUUCCACUUUUUAUAAUAAAGUGAUGAAUUGAUUUAUAUUUAUACAGUU